AUAUACCUGAAGACGAGCUCCUUUCAUUUGCCACGAAGUAGCAGAAUUCCGAUUAUCAUGGUGGCAACUGGCACGGGUCUGGCCCCGUUUCGAGCUUUUAUCCAAGAGCGUCAAAGUCAGUUGGAUGCACACGUCAGGCCAAAACGCAAACGCCAUGCUACUCUUCUUCGGAUGUCGAAAUACUCGGGAGUUCAUCUACUCGAGCGAAAUCGAAAGUGCACGCGACGCCGGUAUCAUUCAGUUAUAUUUGGCCUUGUCCAGGGAGCCUGGAGUCAAGAAGACGUAUGUGCAGGACCUUCUGUUAUUGAGGUCCAUUGAGGUCUGGCGUCUGAUCGACGCACAACACGCUCAUGUCUACGUUUGUGGGUCUCCUGCGAUGGUCCGCGACGUGCAAAUAUGUUUCAUUAAAGUCAUCUCCAUUCAGGACGAUAAAUCAACAGACUGGGCUGAAAGAUACAUGGACAGACUCAGGGCUGAAGGGCGAUAUCACCUGGAUGUCUGGAAUUAACUCGCUCCCACAAACAUUUCGGAUCGGUGUAACUCGUUACGGCUUCCCAUUUGUCCUUCACUCACGACACCGGUGGGAUCCCGUUUUACUACCGGUGCUCCCUUUAUAAUAUAUGAACUUCAAAAUUCACUUUGUAAAUAUUCACUGUUUUUCCUUGCAGUAACAAUCGGCUUUGAAAAUCGAUAGUCCCCAACACGAGGAGCCAUAUCGAUGAAUAUUCC
Dicrocoelium dendriticum is the source of this 729-nucleotide messenger RNA. Lineage: Eukaryota; Metazoa; Platyhelminthes; Trematoda; Plagiorchiida; Dicrocoeliidae. The record is from the annotation of a GenBank genome assembly.